AUGGCUAGAGUGAUGUUAUGGUUUCUUGUUUCCUUGUAUCUAUGCCUCAUUGGUCAUAUGAUUGCCGACGCUGCAAGAGAAGGUGCCUCCAUGAGGAAUGACGCAAACCCCAGUGAGAUUGCAAGAGCAAGUGCGCUCAUGAAGAAUGGAGCACACUCCAGUGAGAUAGUAAAGAGUAUCCGACACGUAUCCGGAUUUAAGGGUGAACUCACAGCUGGUGGUUAUGGAGGGGGAGGCCCAGGCUAUGGUGGUGGAUACGGGCCAGGUGGGGGUGGUGGUGUUGUGAUCGGUGGUGGAUUUGGCGGUGGUGGUGGGUAUGGGUCCGGUGGUGGUUUGGGUUGGGAAGGAGGCAACGGCGGAGGUGGUCCUGGAUACGGGUCAGGCGGUAUUGGUGGUGGAGUCAUCAUCGGCGGGGGUGGUGGUGGUGGCGGGUGUGGCGGUUCAUGCGGUGGUGGAGGAUAUGGACACGGCGGAGCUAGCAGGAAGGAAUCAGGCAAAAACUAGA
Messenger RNA from Capsella rubella, 505 nucleotides. Its product is annotated as ctenidin-1. The coding region runs from base 1 to 504 and encodes 167 amino acids. Lineage: Eukaryota; Viridiplantae; Streptophyta; Magnoliopsida; Brassicales; Brassicaceae. The transcript has a single exon. The record is from RefSeq and is a predicted model, not a curated record.